AAUUAAUAAUGGCAAAGACAUUAUCUUUAAAUGUAAGGUCUUCGCACCUUGAAGAUAAUAAAUUAUUGCAAGGGGCUUUGUUGAUAAGCCGUUGAUUCUUAAUCAGUGGAAUCGAUCACACGAUGAUAUUGAAUAAGGAAACCAACAGAUGGGAAAAGGGGGUGUUGGAGGGCUGCAUUUGCCGCAUAUAAAUACCUAUCGGGACCGGCGACAUAUCAUAAUUAACGCGUGAAGCUCAGUACAAGACUUUCCGCUUUCGAAGUCAACAAGCUUUCGAGUUUAUUAAAGCUGCACAUCAUGAGAGAAAUUAUCCUACUGCUCUGUGUGUUCUUCGUCGUCCCCGCGGCCUUCGGUAAGUGCUCAACUUCCUUCAAGGGUGAGGGAUGGCCCGACGUUAACUGUGACGUUGACCCUCCGACUCCUGGCGAUGUAAUUCUCUUGCCUGAUCCUUACAACUGUGCAAGUUUCUACAUCUGCGUAGGGCUUAAACCGGUCAAGAAAUUCUGUCCGAAUGGUCUCUACUGGAACCCCGAUUUGCGCGUUUGUGAUUGGCCACAGAAUGUCGAUUGUUGCGAUUAUGUAAAGGCCUGAUAAGAAAUGUACUUUUUUCCAGUUAUAAUAAAUUAGAUGACGAUUUUGCGUUAAUUCAAUUCAAAUAAACACGAUUAUCCCGCG
Messenger RNA from Diachasmimorpha longicaudata, 675 nucleotides. Its product is annotated as peritrophin-1-like. Gene Ontology annotation, cellular component: extracellular region. Lineage: Eukaryota; Metazoa; Arthropoda; Insecta; Hymenoptera; Braconidae. Gene Ontology annotation, molecular function: chitin binding. The transcript is spliced from 2 exons. Bases 298 to 591 code for a protein of 97 amino acids. The record is from RefSeq and is a predicted model, not a curated record.